UGUGGGUUCAGGGCUCGGCUUCACACAGUAGUACCGAGCGGAUCAGCUCCCUCCCGACACUUAGACUCGUCAAUCAGGAUUAAUGGACUGCUGUAUAAAAACUCACUGCGGCUUUCCGAACACACACACAAACGCUUCCAGCUCUUUUAUUGAUAUGUAUGUUUCUGUGGCUGACCGGCCUUUGCAGCGAUUAACCUUUGGGUGAUCCCGGACAGAGAGCAGAAGAAAGAAAUAAAAUGUUGGAAAAAUCCAUGGCUUUUUUUUAAAAAAAAACCCCAAGUGAAAUUGACUGAACAGGAGGUGCUCAGCCUGUGAAAUUGACACGCUCUUAAAGGGAAGGGGGGGUAAAAGGACAAAAAAAAAGUUAUUUUUGGGUCCAAACUUUUUUUUUCUGCUGCUAAACUUUUUUUUCUACUACAGAGGAUCGGGUGCAGUUCCUUUUUUUCUGUGUGUAUGUGUGUGUGUGUGUGUUGUUGUUUAGGAUGAGCCCAGAGAUGGAGUGGAGAAGUUUGGCUUCGCUGUUGCUGCUUUUCCCGGUGCAAAUGGCUUUUUACGUGGUGAAAGCCGCCGUGUUGCUGCUGCUGCCGACCAGGCUGCGGGGGCUGAGCCGGGACACUGUCCUCAUCACCGGGGGAGGCAGAGGCAUUGGUCGCCAUCUGGCCCGGGAGUUCGCCAAACAAGGGGCGAGGAAGAUCAUUAUCUGGGGUCGGACAGAGGAGUGUCUGAAGGAGGCCUGUGAGGAGAUUCGGAGCCUGGGUGUGGAGUGCCACUACUUUGUCUGUGAUGUAGGAAACAAAGAGGAAGUUUACCAACAAGCCAAGGCUGUACGGGAGAAGGUGGGUGAUGUCACCAUCCUGGUCAACAAUGCCGCAGUGCUUCAUGGGAAGACUUUAAUAGACAGUGAUGACGAUGCUGUCCUGAAGUCCCAGCACAUCAACAUGCUCGGCCAGUUCUGGACUACAAAGGCCUUCCUGCCUCGGAUGCUAGAACUGCAACAUGGACACAUCGUGUGCAUGAACUCUGUGCUGGCAUUGUCUGCCAUUCCGGGUGCCAUUGAUUACUGCACUUCCAAGUCGUCCUCCUUCGCAUUCAUGGAGAGUCUGACACUGGGCCUCCUCGACUGCCCUGGGGUCAAUGCCACCACAGUGCUCCCAUUCCACACCAGCACUGAGAUGUUUCAUGGCAUGAAGACAAGAUUUCCCAAGCUGUUCCCUCCCCUCAAACCGGACAUGGUGGCCCGCCGGACCGUGGAAGCAGUGAGGACGAAUCAGGCCUUCCUCCUGCUACCCUGGACCAUGCACGCACUUGUCAUCAUGAAAAGUAUCCUCCCACAAACGGCUUUGGAAGAAAUUUACAGGUUUACUGGAAGCUAUGCAUGUAUGGACAGCUUCAAAGGACGAACAUAAGAAGAGGCCCCAUACUCUGAUUCCUCUUCAACCUCUCUAGCAAGCUGGAAAAUGAACUUUGAACAGAACGUAUGCAGCAGGCAACUCUGUGGACGUUUUCCCAUCAAGUCUUGCAGAAUAUUAAACAUCAGACCUUCGCUAUGGCGAUGCAGCCCCAAGCUCCCUCAAGGCAAACUGAACUAUGUACAGUCAAAACUGGACACGUUAACAGGUGGACCUAAAAAUAAAAUUGAGGUGACUUGUUACUUGCGAGUUAAAGGUCCUCAUUCUAAAUGUAACUUUGGAGUGUUGGAAAUCGUUCACUGGGAAUACUACGUGGCUUCUACGUCUAAAUGUGCUGAUGGGUGGUAUUCCGUGGGGAUACACCGGAUGUUUUAUUCACACUGUGGCAAUGACUGUGUGCCAUUCCACUCGCCUUUGUUUAAUGACAGGAAUGUCAGAGAAAUUCAUCACUUUUCAUUUUAAAUCAUGCUGUAAAUUUUAAUAUUUAAACUGUAAUUUGCCAUCUGGCCUAAAAGCAUUAACUAUUUUUCCUCCUCCUUGGAUUUAGUGAAUGAAUAAAAUAGAAAAGAAAAAA
Molecule: messenger RNA, 1983 nt
Organism: Carcharodon carcharias (great white shark)
Lineage: Eukaryota; Metazoa; Chordata; Chondrichthyes; Lamniformes; Lamnidae
Product: short-chain dehydrogenase/reductase 3-like
Exons: 6
Coding region: 483-1406 (307 amino acids)
Cellular component (GO): lipid droplet
Molecular function (GO): oxidoreductase activity, acting on the CH-OH group of donors, NAD or NADP as acceptor
Source: RefSeq, a predicted model, not a curated record